AAAACAGUUUCAACAACUUAAGUGUUGAGUAAACUCUUCACUUUUGUUAAAUAUUCUGAAAACGGCUUGGAAGGGCGAUUUAUUUUCUCAGAUAAAGUUACAAUUAAUAUCGCUGCCAUGACUGCCGAAGUUACAGAAAUCAUUACUGACGCCGCUGCUUCUGCUACUAGUGAAGUAAAGGCUGCAGAAGUACGCAUUGAAGAUGAUGCUAGCGAUUGUGGAUCUGAGGACAGCAUUCCUGAGCUGGAAGAUGCUGCUGCAGGUACAACACAGUUGGGCGGUGGUGCCACUGGUCUUCCCGUUGAUUUGGUUUCAAAAGCCAAGCAAUCGCGUGGGGAAAAAAAAGCACGAAAGAUUAUGCUUAAACUUGGUUUAAAGCAAAUUCAAGGAGUUAAUCGCGUAACUAUUCGAAAGUCGAAGAAUAUACUAUUUGUAAUCAACAAUCCUGAUGUUUACAAAAAUCCCCACAGCGAUACAUAUAUUGUAUUCGGCGAGGCAAAGAUUGAAGAUUUAUCACAACAAGCCCAAGUCGCAGCAGCUGAAAAAUUCAAAGCUCCUGAAGCGGCAAGUAUUGCAGAGACAUUAGGCACAGCUUCAUCGGUAGCCCCUAUUGCAGAGGAGGAUGAAGAAGAAGUAGAUGAGACCGGUGUCGAUGAGAAAGAUAUUGAGCUGGUAAUCACCCAGGCUAACACUACACGUGCAAAGGCCAUACGAGCUCUUAAAAAACACAAUAAUGAUAUUGUUAACGCAAUUAUGGAGUUAACGAUGAUUUAAGCGCGCGUGUAUUUUAAACGACUGCGUUACAAUCGAGUUAAAACAAGAGUACCCGCCUUAAGACAUUUGAAAUUUUACCAUACCACAAAAAAGCGUCUACGACGAGACCAAAUAAAUAAAAUGAACGAAAUAUGUUUCGUUCUAGCCGUUAGACUAAUAACAGUUUGAGUUUUGUAUUCAUUUGUAUCGCAGUAAUGUGAAAUCAUAAUAAAUUGAAUGCAAUAUAAAUAUUCAAAUCAUA
Molecule: messenger RNA, 1015 nt
Organism: Bactrocera tryoni
Lineage: Eukaryota; Metazoa; Arthropoda; Insecta; Diptera; Tephritidae
Gene: Nacalpha
Product: nascent polypeptide-associated complex subunit alpha
Exons: 2
Coding region: 118-774 (218 amino acids)
Biological process (GO): protein targeting to membrane
Cellular component (GO): cytoplasm; nascent polypeptide-associated complex
Source: RefSeq, a predicted model, not a curated record